This is a messenger RNA of Menidia menidia (Atlantic silverside), 1196 nucleotides long. The record is from the annotation of a GenBank genome assembly. NCBI's taxonomy places the organism in Eukaryota, Metazoa, Chordata, Actinopteri, Atheriniformes, Atherinopsidae.
CGUAAUUAUGCCGUCCCCCCUCAUGAUUUUGCCAACUUAUUUAUCCUCCAAACUGGCUGAGAUGGUGCGUUGAUGGCAUUUCCUCCGCAAACAGACGAGCCGAGCCGCAUUUCACUUUGCGCGGGUCACACUGGGACUCUUGUCGGUUUUUUAUCAGAUGUUCCUCCUGCCAAGUAUUCCUGUGUACAAGUAUAACGAGUUUAAUGUAGUAUAAUCUCAUCAGUUACGGAGCCACGAGGACGCUGCGCGGGGCCGUGCUCUCGCGCGUCCAAGUAUUUUUACACACAUGCUCCUUCUCUCGCAGAGCUCAGUCAGCGUUUGACUCGGUAGCGGCAGGGGAUCCAGGAUUUCCACUUGUCAGUCCCCGGCACCGACAACCAACUACAUCCCCCCUCGGUUAAGAUGUCCAAGUUGGAUCAGGUCCUCGUCCUCGACCCCCCCUCCGACCUCAGAUUUAAAGGUCCUUUCACAGAUGUAGUCACCACCAACCUCAAACUGAAGAACCCCUCUGACAGAAGAGUGUGUUUCAAAGUGAAGACGACGGCCCCCCGCCGGUACUGCGUACGGCCAAACAGCGGAGUCAUCGACGCCGGCUCCGCCGUCAUCAUCUCUGUUAUGCUUCAGCCCUUUGAAUACGACCCCAAUGAGAAGAGCAAACAUAAAUUCAUGGUGCAGACCAUUUUUGCACCGUCAAAUGUCACGGAUAUGGAUUGCUUGUGGAAAGAUGCGAAGCCCGAUGAUCUCAUGGAUUCCAAGCUGAGAUGCGUGUUCGAGCUGCCAUCUGAAAACGAUAAAGUGAACGACGUGGACGCCAGCAGAUCGGCCCCGGUGAUGAACUCGGUGAAGGCCGAGUCGACGGCGGCCGCCGCUCCCGGCGCCACGGGCGACGAGUCGGAGAUGAAGAAACUCCUGGAGAAGUACAAGAGGCUGCAGGCCGAGAACAACAAGCUGGCCGACGAGAACCGGCAAUUAAAGGACGAUGGAGUCGGAAUUAGAAAGAUGGCCCGCCCAGACCACAGGACGCCAAACUCCAAUAACCUCCUGGGCCGGGAAUCCAGCGCCGCCUUUCUGCCCUCCCUCCUCGUCGUCAUAGCAGCCAUUUUCAUUGGAUUUUUCUUGGGGAAGUUCAUCUUGUAGACUGGGAGAUGCAUGCUGGCCGUAUCCUCCGCCCCCCCCCCCCCCCCCCCCCACCCCCC